CGGGACCGGAGUCGCCGCCGCCGCCGCCAUGAGGAGAAGCGAUGUGCUGGCGGAAGAGGCGGUCACCUGCCUCAACAAAGCCCUGAAUCACCUGCGGGAGAUCUGGGAGCUGAUCGGGAUUCCCGAGGACCAGCGCCUGCAGAGGACCGAGGUGGUGAAGAAGCACAUCAAAAGCCUCUUGGACAGGAUGAUCACCGAGGAAGAGAAUUUGAAAGGGAGACUCCUGAAAAACAUUGAUUUGUGUCGCAAGGAACUGGAUACCCUGUGCCGGGAGCUCAGCCUGGAACCUUUCCAGGAGGAGGAGGACACGACCAUCCUGCAGCUGGAGAAGGAUCUGCGCACCCGAGUGGAAGUGCUGCAGAAGCAGAGGAAGGAGAGGAAGUGGGAGCUGGCCGCCCUCCAGGAACAGGACCGGGACCUGUGCGAGAUCCUGUGCACCACCCCCUACGGCGUCGACUGCGGCGCCGUGCCCAGCCUGGACGAACUGGACCGCUUCCGGCGCCACCUGGCCGAGAUGGCGGAGCUCAAGGCUUGCCGGAGGGAGGAAUUCGUCGCUACCAAGAGGCAGAUCAUCACGUGCAUGGAGGAGCUGGAGCACCUCCCCGAAACCAGCUUCGAGAAGGACGUCGUGUGCGAGGAGGAAGAUGCCUUCUGCUUGUCGCUCGACAACAUCGCUGCUCUGCAAGAGCUCCUGCAGCAGCUGAGGGUGCGGAAGGCUCAGAACGAGGCCGUGUGCGAGGGGCUGCGGGCUCGCAUCCUGGAGCUCUGGGACCGGCUCCAGGUCCCGGACGAGGAGAGAGCGGCCAUGGCCGGCUACAUGACCGGCUCCAAGUCCCAAGUGAAAGCAGCGCUGCAGUUAGAAGCAGACCGCCUGGAGGAGCUGAAGGCCCAGAACAUGAAGAAGGUGAUCGAAGCCAUCAGGGUGGAGUUGGCCCAGUACUGGGACAAGUGCUUCUACAGCCAGGAGCAGCGGCGGGCCUUCGCCCCCUACUACGACGAGGACUUCACGGAGACCCUCCUCCAACUCCAUGACGCCGAGGUGGUGCAGUUGAAACUCUACUAUGACGUGCACAGAGAGCUCUUCGAUGCGGUCCACAAGUGGGAAGAGAGCUGGAGGCUUUUCUUGGACUUCGAGAGGAAAGCGUCGGACCCGAGCCGGUUUACGAACCGCGGCGGGAACCUCCUGAAGGAAGAGAAGCAGCGGGCCAAGCUCCAGAAGACUCUCCCCAAGCUGGAAGAGGAAUUGAAGACCCAGAUCGAGCUGUGGGAACAGGAGCACGCCAAGGCCUUCCUGGUGAAUGGACAGAAAUUCAUGGAGUACGUGAAGCUGCAGUGGGAGAGGCACCACUCCGAGAAGGAGAGGGCAAAGCAGGAAAGACAGCAGAAGAAGAACCGGCAGACGGAAGAGGAGAUGCUGUACGGGAGCGCCCCCAGGACCCCCAGCAAGCGGCGUGGGCUGGGACCCACCACCCCCACCAAGAUCCGCAAGUUUAACACCACCUCGAUCUCCAGCGCCACUCCCAACACCACCGUGCGCUCCGUCUUCGGCGGAACGGUCUGCCACUCCCCCGCGUCGCGCCUCCCGCCUUCCGGAGGCAAGUUUGGCCAGCCGGCCCGGACCCCCGGCCGCCUGGGCCCCAAGACCCCCAGUAAGAGCCGGCAGGGCUCCGACAAGGAGAACGUUGAGUUGAAUGGCAAAGUCCUGAGCGGUGGGUGUCCUCACUCAGGCCCCCUCCGGCGUAACCUCGGCGUUAAUCUCUGUGCCAGCACCUAUUCUGAGUUUGCGAAGGAUUCUUCCCUCUCUGACCGCUCGUCUGGCGGGGCUCAGCGCGAACUUUCAAAAGCUUCCAGAUCUGACGUCACCACCCGCAUCCUCAACUCCACCAACAUCCAGUCGUGACGGGGCCGCGGGCGGGGCCCGGGGCCCGUGCGGGC
This is a messenger RNA of Ornithorhynchus anatinus (platypus), 1935 nucleotides long. RefSeq names its product protein regulator of cytokinesis 1 (gene PRC1). Gene Ontology annotation, molecular function: microtubule binding. Gene Ontology annotation, cellular component: mitotic spindle midzone; spindle; cytoplasm. The record is from RefSeq and is a predicted model, not a curated record. Gene Ontology annotation, biological process: microtubule cytoskeleton organization; mitotic spindle midzone assembly. NCBI's taxonomy places the organism in Eukaryota, Metazoa, Chordata, Mammalia, Monotremata, Ornithorhynchidae.